Molecule: messenger RNA, 3456 nt
Organism: Pogona vitticeps (central bearded dragon)
Lineage: Eukaryota; Metazoa; Chordata; Lepidosauria; Squamata; Agamidae
Biological process (GO): regulation of immune system process; regulation of cytokine production; negative regulation of transcription by RNA polymerase II
Cellular component (GO): nucleoplasm
Molecular function (GO): RNA polymerase II cis-regulatory region sequence-specific DNA binding; DNA-binding transcription repressor activity, RNA polymerase II-specific
Source: RefSeq, a predicted model, not a curated record
ACGUUUAAUGGGGUCCCCCGGACUUCCUUCCUUCCAUUGGGGAAAAAAAAUAAAAAAGAAUUAAGAAGGACGACCCUAAUACGGACCCUUUAAUUAAAAGGCAGGGUUACAAAUGACCCAGAUUACAUGGAGGGCCCUUCUAGGCGUGUCUACUCAGACCUAAAGCCCUCUUGAGUUCAAUGGUGUGUUUACUCCAUGGGUGCUGUGAAGGUGAAACCACACAAUGCAGAACGUUUGCAGGGUUUGGCCUCGUUUCCCAAAGUCAAAGCGGAUUCAUGCUUUUUGUUGUUUUAGAGUGAGUUCUGCGUAUGUAGCCCCGUGUCUUUCGUGAAAGACCAGCAAAAAGGGGCUGAAACUAAAUUCAUGACAUCCUGCCCUAAGUGCUUCUGCAGGAGAAUCACAGGAACAUGGCCUCUUUGGAACUUCCCAAUGUGACCAUAAAGCUGGAAGAUGAAGAGGAGGUGCCCUGGCUCCCAAAUAACCAGGGAUCAGAGGACACGGAGAACUUCCCAAGCACUCAUUCAGCAGGAUUUCCUGUUCCGAAAUCAGAGGUGAUCCAUGGAGGAGAUCCAUGGAUUCCAGAGCCUGUUUCAGAGGAGAGAGAGAUCCCGACUGAUUACAGUUCAGAGCUUCCAGAUGUGAUAGUAAAGCUAGAAGAAGAAGAGGAGCUGUAUAUUCCUUAUCACCAGGUUUCGGAGGCAAGCGUACCAUUCAAAGGGGCUCAUUCAGGAGAGGGGCGUGAGAGAAUCUUUGUGGGCGAAGUGCCCUAUUUCUCAGGAUGCAGGAGAAGCUUCAGUGACAGACCCGGUCUCAUCAAACAUGAGAGCCAGGGCACGCCUGAGAAACCCCACAAAUGUUCGCGCUGCGCUAAAAGCUUCAUGAAAAGAUCCAACCUUCGUACCCACGAGAGAAUCCAUACAGGAGAAAAGCCAUUCCGGUGCUCCGAGUGCGGGAACAGCUUCAGCGAUGGGUCCAGCCUCAUUCGGCACAAGCGGAAACACACGGGAGAGAAACCGUACAGCUGCUCGUCGUGUGGGAAAAGGUUCAACCAGAGUUCUAGCCUUAUCAGGCACGAGAGAAGCCACACGGAGCAGAGACCUUACAAAUGCUUGGAAUGUGGGAAAAGGUUCAACCAGAGUUCGACACUAGUUAGACACGAGAGAAUCCACAGAGAGCAAAGACUGUUCAAGUGCUCGGCUUGCGAUAAAAGGUUUAUUCAGAGUGCGAGUCUCCUUGCACACGAGAGAAUCCACAGAGGAGAGAAACCAUACUGCUGUAACAUAUGUGAAAAAGGCUUUGUUCAUAAAUCGAAUCUUCUUAUUCAUGAGAUGAAACACACUGGUCUGAAACCAUUUAAAUGCUCGGACUGCGGAAAGGGGUUUAAUCAGAAUUCAAGUCUCGUCAUACACAGGAGAAUUCAUACAGGAGAAAAACCGUACAAUUGCUCUCACUGCAGGAGACCUUUCAGUGACAAAUCAAGCCUUAAUAAGCACGAAAGAGCCCACCGAGGAGACAAACCCUACAAGUGUUCAAACUGUGGGAAAUGUUUUGUUCGGAGGUCCCAUCUCCUUACCCACGAAAGGAUUCACACAGGAGUGAAGCCAUUUAAAUGUUCCCACUGCGGGAAAAGCUUCAGCAGUCGGUCGCACCUUAUACGGCACGAGGGGACUCACACGGGAGAGAAACCCUACGACUGCUCCUUUUGCGGGAAAAGGUUCAACCGGAAAUCCAACUUGACCAACCACGAGCGAACUCACACCGGCGAAAAGCCUUACAAAUGCUCCGACUGCGGGAAAAGCUUCAGCGACCGGUCGAGCCUCAUCAAGCAUGAAAGGAUCCACACGGGCGAGAAGCCCUACAGCUGCGCUUCCUGCGAGAAAAGCUUCAGCGACAAGUCGAGCCUGAUCCGGCACGAGAGGAUCCACACCGAAGAGAAGCCUUACAAGUGCUCGGACUGUGGGAAGGGGUUCAACCAGAGUUCGAGCCUCACCGUGCACGAGAGGACCCACACUGGGGAGAAGCCAUUUAAAUGUUCAGACUGUGGCAAGGGAUUCAUUCGGAGGACGAUUCUCAAUAAGCACGAGAGAACCCACACCGGAGAUAAACAAUAAAGCCUGGAAUUGGGGGGUAGCGCUGGCUUAUGAUGAUGACUGACGGAAGAAGGCAGGGGUCGUGCUUCAGUUUCCUUCGGCUGUGAUGCUGAAGAGACGGAGCCAAUAUGGCCGACAUGAUUUAUGGGAGUUACAGCCAAGAAUAUCUGGAUGAUCCCCUCUUGUUUGGGCCUAUUCAGACCUGAGGGAGCUCUCUGAGAAGGGAAGCCUUAGAGCUCAGGCACUGUGUAGUAAUCAUACCGCUGUGAACCCUGAACGGCUUGGUUGAGAUUUUCCCUCAUCUGUCCAUCUCAGGCAGCCCCUAUGCAAGCCAAGCUCCUUUGGCCCAUUUGCCCCACCUGCCCGGCCCCACACCCAGUAACGUAGAUCUGUCCUGUAUUAGCCACCACCCAACACAGAAUUCUAUGCCCUUUUAAAAAAGGAAUUGAUUUUAGAGAGAAUCAUGUACGGCUCUCCUGUCGGGUUGUGAGUCCGGUAGGUCUGUGUGAAACAGGAGUGGGUAACCGUGGUGAGUCUGCAGGCAAUUUUUCCCCCCUUUUCCCUGGACUGUGGUAGUCUACGCAAAAGCCUGCUGAGGAAAAUAAUAAUAAUAAUUCAACGUAAAACUGAACAGUUGUAUCUCUCGCUACCCCCCCCCCCAAAAAAAACCACACUUUCAGGAUCAAGCUGCUGGCUUCAAGGUUGCUUCACCACCGAACCUGCCCAACCCAGUUUAGCUGCCCUGAGAAAUCGUACAUUUUCGAGUCACAUCUAGUUUUUCAGAAAGGCUGAUUCUCAGCUCCAAGUAGGCCUGCAAAACCCCACACACACCGCCGCCUCCAAAUGGCUAGGUUUAUCCUCUGUAGGAUCUAAGUCAAAGGUUAAUUAGUCAGAAGAUUCUUUCUAAUUAUGGGGGGGGGGAUGUUGAGGGCCUUCUCAAGCCACCUGUUGUCCAUGUCUGGUGUAAGAGACCCAUGGAUGUGGGGGAAAGUCCACUAUAGGUCCAGUGGGCACACUUCAUCUUUGUGGGGACCUUAGUUUUUAUUUAUUCUUGGAACUUGACCUUUACUAAAUCUGCUGGCAAUGCCUUAUGCUAGUACUCAGUCACUAGUCUGACAGUGUUCUGCCCCUAUAGAUCUGCGGGACACUCAAAAAUGGGAUCCGCUGGAUUUCCUGCUCCUCUGGUGCAGGUUUUUGGGGGCUGAAAAGGGGAAGGGUGGUGGUGAGGUCUUCAACCUGCUUCACUGAAGCACCGUGUUGGAUAUGGACUGUUUUCUGUUUUUGAAAAAGAAAGGCUGUAGUGAAAAUCAUGCAAUUAAAAGAUAUAAGCUAAAUCAAGGGAAAAAGAAUAAAUGCUAAAAUAAUG